Molecule: messenger RNA, 2214 nt
Organism: Macadamia integrifolia
Lineage: Eukaryota; Viridiplantae; Streptophyta; Magnoliopsida; Proteales; Proteaceae
Product: cation/calcium exchanger 2-like
Exons: 1
Coding region: 377-2068 (563 amino acids)
Biological process (GO): transmembrane transport; monoatomic cation transport
Cellular component (GO): membrane
Molecular function (GO): monoatomic cation transmembrane transporter activity
Source: RefSeq, a predicted model, not a curated record
UAUUCACGAAGACGCGUAUAUCAAGAACCUCAUCCUUCACUUUUUUGCUGGCUAGAACACCCUCUCGGCACCUACUUCAGGAAUUGCAAGUGCAAUGGCUUCCCAAUCCCAAUUCCCAAGUCAUUCUGCGUUAAGGCUGGACAAAUUAGGAACGAAGCCAAAGGGGCCCGAUCAGAAUCUUCCAAACUCAUAGCCAAAAGGUUAGAUUUCUUCACCCUGUAAUAUGUUACUUCAAUUCUCUUCAAAUUUUUUUUAGCUUUUCUGUAUCAAAAGAAAGAAAAACUCUUCUUUUCAGAUACCCACUUCUUUUCUUCUCUCUGGAUGAUUUUCUGUCCCUAAAUUUUCUAAUCUGAGGUUUUGAUUGAAGGUUUUUUUAAUGGCAACUCUGGUUUGUAAGCCUCAUCCCAAGGAUCGUUUCAUCUUCCUAAUCAUCUCCUUUCUGUCAAUCUCUUUUUUCUGCAUCAAAGCACAAGGGUCUGUUCUUUCUAUUGAUUCUCAGUCCAUUAAUGGCAGCAGAGACCCUGUUUGUGAAGGUUUGCAUAAACUAGAAGACUACAAAUCCAAGUGUUCAUUCCUUAUAUCCAAUAAACCUUGUGUCUCUCAAGGCUUUCUUAACUAUCUUUAUCUCUUCUAUUGCAUUUGUGGGCGAUGGCCUCUUUUAGGCUGUUCCCUUCUGUCCCUUUGGCUUGUUGUGCUGUUUUAUCUUCUGGGAAACACAGCUUCAGAGUACUUCUGCUCUUCACUUGAGAGCUUGUCAAGGGUUCUGAAGCUCUCUCCUGCCAUAGCUGGGGUAACACUUCUUUCUCUGGGCAACGGUGCACCAGACGGGUUUUCUAGCCUAGUUUCCUUCACAGGAACUGGGGCACGCCGUGUGGGUCUCAACAGUGUUGUUGGGGGUACUUUCUUUGUCUCAUGUGUUGUGGUUGGACUCAUAAGCAGAUUCAUGGUGCCUCAUCCGAUUUCCAUAGAUAAAUCUGACUUUGUAAGAGAUAUUUGCUUCUUGCUUUUAGGAGUUCUAUCAUUGACUUUUAUUAUGAUUAUUGGAGCAAUCAAUGUUUGGGGAGCAAUGGUUUUUGUUUCUCUGUAUUUCUUGUAUGUAAUUGUUGUCUACCUCACUCAUUUACAUCGGAGGAAGGAUACAGUGGACUUUGGGAUGGAUCUCAACGGUGAAUUGGGCAUACCCAUCUUAAGAGACUAUGGAGAAGAUGUAAUUUGUGAAGACAGGGAUGAUGAUCUUGAAGGUGAUUGUCAUAAGGAUGCUGGUUGCAAUUUUUUCUGCUUUAAACCAUCAGUUUCUUUUGGUAGGUUCUUGUACAUUGUAGGGCUACCCCUGUACCUACCAAGGAGAUUGACAAUCCCUGUGGUUUGUGGAGAGAGAUGGUCCAAGCCCUUUGCAGUUGCUUCAGUCACAUUAGCACCAGUUCUCUUGGCAGCCCUUUGGAACUCUCAGAAUGGAAGAAUGGGUUCCAAAGCAGACCUUUUGGUACAUAUAAUUGGUGGGUUGUUAGGGAUUACUUUUGGGAUACUUGCAUUUCUGACAUCAGAGAAAGCCAGUCCUCCAAAGAAAUACAUCUUCCUAUGGCUUGCAGGAGGAUUCUUGAUGGGUGUCACUUGGAGUUAUAUCAUAGCUCAGGAAUUGAUUGGCUUGCUAAUCUCAUUUGGGUAUAUAAUUGGAGUGAGCCCUUCCAUUCUAGGGCUUACUGUACUUGCUUGGGGAGACUCACUUGGGGAUUUGAUAACCAAUUGUACAAUGGCUGUGAAUGGUGGGUCUGAUGGAGUGCAAGUGGCGAUUUCAGGGUGUUAUGCAGGACCCAUCUUCAACAUAUUUGUGGGGUUAGGUAUGUCUCUUGUUUUCUGUUCUUGGAGUGCAUAUCCAUCUAGUGUUUUGAUACCUAAAGAUCCAUUUCUUUUGGAGACAGUAGCUAUGUUGGUGGCUGGGCUUCUUUGGGCUCUUGUUAUUGUGCCAAAGAGAAACAUGAAGAUUGAUGGGUUUUUGGGAGUAGGGCUUUUAGCAAUGUAUAUGUCAUCUAUUUCUUGGAGAGUUAUUCAAGCACUUGGAUCUUCCUAGUUUCAUCAUUUUUUAACAGAAUAUGGGAAAUCAAUGUAUCAAUGUUAGUCUUAUUUUUUUCCCUUAAAAAUUAUCAAUUUUAGUUGAUAGUUAGGAUUAUGUACAAUUUGAUCUGCUCAUAGGCUAUCCUCUUAUGCUUUUGGUCA